AUGUCAUACGAAGAAUAUGCGGAGGCAGGGCCCUCAAGCCUUGCAACUAUACCAUACGACCCUGAUCAAGACCCUGAGGAACGACGCGACCUGCGCAAAAGGUAUCGCGACCUGAGGGCAGAGAUAGAAGAACGCCAGAACCAAGAUGGUGCAGCUGAGUUCAUGCUGCAGACCGUCAAGGUGGCCGACAAGCUCUUCGAGAUCGUGAAGGGCACAGGAGAGGCGACGCUCGACUCGGACCUCCUCGUCAAGGCGUCCGUCCAGUCUGCCAUGAUGGCGCGCGCGAUGAAGUCCGGUAGCGGCGCAUUCGACAUAGACGACUACAUCAGCAAGCUCGUCAUCUUUAUGGGCGGGCGUCACGAUGUUGAGGAAGUUGAAGACGAUGACAGAGACUCCUACGAUGACGACGGAGACGGCGCCCCUCUCGAAUGGGAGCGUAUUGGCUGGAAAGCCAUUGCAAAGAGCCACCGCGUGCCGGUCAUGGACUUCAUGCUGGGUCCGCUCUCUGUCGAGCAGAAGAAGCGGAAUGUGACUAAGCGAGCCCGGCUCGAGAAGCACAAGGAAGACCAGAGAAAGCCACAGGAGAUUACGGAGGACGAUAUCACGCGCUCAGGAAACGAGACAACCAAGAACGUGGCGGCACUUGAGAGAAUUCUCGAGACCAUAGGCAAGGUCAACCUAUUCAAGUUCAUCGUCAACCCGAACGACUUCGCACAGUCGGUUGAGAAUCUGUUUCACCUCUCAUUCCUGAUACGCGACGGCAAGUGCGCGCUGGAAAUCGAGAAUGGCGAGCCUAUAAUCUUCCGUCCGUUAGACGCAUACAUGCCAGUUAUUUGCGAAGCGCCGUCCGCAGAUGACUAUACCGAAGGCCUGAGAAAGCACCAGAUGGUCAUGGAGCUCGACAUGGCCACUUGGAAGCGAGCUAUCGAGGUGUUUGACAUUCGGACCUCGACUAUCCCUCAGCGCCCCAAGGCCGAGACGCGUAUAGGCAACAAGUGGUACGGCUAG
Messenger RNA from Phanerochaete carnosa HHB-10118-sp, 1008 nucleotides. RefSeq lists its product as uncharacterized. Lineage: Eukaryota; Fungi; Basidiomycota; Agaricomycetes; Polyporales; Phanerochaetaceae. The transcript is spliced from 7 exons. The record is from RefSeq and is a predicted model, not a curated record. Gene Ontology annotation, biological process: DNA repair. Gene Ontology annotation, cellular component: nucleus; Smc5-Smc6 complex. Bases 1 to 1008 code for a protein of 335 amino acids.